Messenger RNA from Rhipicephalus sanguineus (brown dog tick), 969 nucleotides. RefSeq names its product TM2 domain-containing protein CG10795 (gene bisc). The transcript has a single exon. The coding region runs from base 353 to 889 and encodes 178 amino acids. NCBI's taxonomy places the organism in Eukaryota, Metazoa, Arthropoda, Arachnida, Ixodida, Ixodidae. The record is from RefSeq and is a predicted model, not a curated record.
GACUGCACCAAGCCGGCACCCUCGACGACGCCGCCGCCGACUCGGAACGACGACCACGCCGCCGCCGGUCGAAACCGACACGGCGCACACCCGGCACAUCUCUACAGUGUAUGGGUGUUCUCUGCCUCUACUACCUCUACCGCUUGUGUGCGUACUGCGUACUAGGCUCGUCUGCAAGCCUUUUUACGCUAUCCGUCUACGUCUUUGCGUACAGCGGAAUUCCGAACAGGCUUUUUAAAAACUAUGCUUAUUUACCUGAACGUUCUAUUGUUUGCAGCGACAGACCACGUGAGCUGAAACCACGCCUGUCGGGCGUGCAGUGCGUCGGGAAGACUCCGCGGGUGUCAAAGCGAUGCUAGCGUUCGCAUACGCUUUGCUCCUAAGUAUCGCUGCAAACUGCGCUGCUUUGUACGAAGCAAACUGCAGUACGCUCCUGAUGGGUCAGUACUCGUGUGCGGCGCCGGAAAUCGACCCGGCCACGCAACAGCCCAAGACGUGCGGCCCCGCCAACCAGGCCCGUGUGCUGUGCACCGCGGCGGAUGGCAUCGUCUGCAAGAACGGCACCGGCACAGGCAGGGACACCUUCGAGAAGGCGAUUGCAUGCCGCUACACCAACGGCUACUCGUUUGAGACGGCGCUGUUGCUGUCCGUAUUCUUGGGCAUGUUCGGCGUGGAUCGCUUCUACUUGGGCUACCCGGCCAUCGGCCUCGCCAAGUUCUGCACGCUCGGAUUCAUGUUCCUCGGCCAGCUGGUGGACAUUAUUCUCAUCUCGAUGCAGGUCGUUGGCCCCGCCGACGGGUCGCAUUAUGUGAUCAGUUAUUUCGGGCCCUGCCUGCGAUUCCUCGGUGUAGACAACGACACUUACGUUUUGCCGCAGGACGAUUGGUGAUCUUUAGUAAAAUACAGUGCAGUUGUGUUUGUAUGGACAGAUUCAUAAAGUGCAAUGUUGUGCACUCAUUCAGUCCCAGG